CUACUAUUCAAUCUUCUUCCUCUCCUCUCUUGCUCACGCUCUCCUACCAAAAAAGUCAAAAAAUCAUCCAAAAUACAAAGAAAUCAGCCAUAAUCAGUCUGAAAAAUCCCAAAAAGAUGAGCCAGAGAAGUCUGGUGUUUCACAGAUCUAGGCCGAAACCACCUUCACCGUUCAUCAGCUAGAGGUCACGCUCUCUGCCGCCGCUCUAAAACUUACAUGUUGCUCUCCAGAUGGUGGCCAUCGUCGCCAGCAAACCUGAAGCUAUGGCUUACAUCAGGCAUGGCACGCAGCUCUUCUCUUCGUCGAAAGGUUGCCGGUCGCCCUUUGAAGCUUGUUCCCCACCUCUGCGCCAGCGCCGUAGGACAGUGCCCCCUCGAGUCGGGUGAGCUAGUUCAAGGUCUCCACCAUUAAUGGCUGCCAGGAACCCCCUGCUGACUCGACUUCGCCGCCGCUGCCGCUGCCGGAGCCCUAGCAAGCUUGCUCCGGUAAUCAUCUCUCUGCCGUUGGGUCCGCCUGAGGGAUGUGCCAGUCUCCGCCGGAAGGAGCUUCCCCCCUGCCACUGCCCGAGAGGACCUCACCGUCUUCAUUCCUCGCUGCUACUGCUCCAAUGGAUGGACAAACGGCUCAACCGGUCUUUGUACAUUUGAACCGGUGUGCUGCUCCUGCUUAGGAUCCUGGCCGCAUAUGGAGCCGAAGGUUCUGCCCACUUACCAAACUUGAGGGCUGGCGAAGGCUUUGGCAGAAGGUUGACCAAUGGCUAGGUGAGAUUGGGGGAGGAGCUACCCAACAAGAAAUAAAGGCCCACACAGCCCAUUAUUCCGGCCCAAUUUCAACAUCACAGUCCAUUAUUCCAGUCCAAAUAAGAGCUAAGUCCAUUAUUCCAGUCCAAUACUCCUAUUUAUACAAAUAAAUUGUUACUAAAUUAAUUAAAUAUUCCCUUCAAAAAAAAAAAAUUAAUUAAAUAUUAUUAUUGUAAUUAUUAUUAUUAUUGCCACAACCAUUAUGGCGGCUCAAAUUCCCCCAAGGUGGUGAAGACCAUUAUGGCAGGUUAAAAUCCCUGAGGUUACUAAUAAUGCAAUAUUAUUGAUGUUAUUAUUAUUGUUAUCACCACCAUUUUUAGCGGGUUAAAAUCCCCAACCGGGUGCAACCUGAGCUUCAAUCUUCCGAACAUCUUUAUUUGAUGAUUUGGAUUAUAUAAACAAACUCCUCGACCUACUCCCGGUGACCCUUAUUUGAAAACCGGGGUGCAUCCAAAAGUCUCCAAAGUGGUACAAGCCGAGCCCCUCGAAUUACCCCCAUUCACCUUUAUUUGGCCACCUGGGCGCAAACUGGUGCAGGAAACGAGCUGGAGCAUCUCAAAACAAGGCCAGGGCUAAGCCCCCUCAGUAUAAGCCACGAGCGACCGGAGGAAAUAAACCCCUCGCACCGGAGGAAACCACGGGCGACCGGGGGGAUAAAUCCCUCGCAUCGGAGGAAACCACGGGCGACCGGGGGGAUAAAUCUCUCGCAUCGGAAGAAACCACGGGCGACCGGGGGAAAUUAUCCCCUCGCACUGGAGGAAACCACGAGUGACUGGGGGAAAUUAUCCACUUGCACCGGAGUAAAUCACGGGCGACCGGGGGAAAUUAUCCCCUCGCACCGGAGGAAACCACGGGCGACCGGGGGAAAUUAUCCCCUCGCACCGGAAAAUGAUCUCCUCAUUCCUCUCCCACUCAAAUUCUUCCCUCGCACAUUCAUUCCAAAAAUAGCCUCGGCAAUCUAUAUUUAGUAGAUCUUCAUGAGGGACAAUAAUUCUUAAUGGAUUAGGAUUCCAGGUAAUUUUAAAGGAAAUUCUUGUAAGAUUCUACUAACCGCUCAAUGGAUAAGAAUUUGAAAAUCAAAUACCUUUAACAAAGUUCUCUAGAAAUUUAGAAGCAGUCUUUAUGAAAUUUAUAUAUUGGACCCACAAACGAAGAUAAUAGUUUCAUCAGAAAAGCAAAGGUGAUGGUUCAUUCAAAAUAGAACCCAAAUUGAAGUAAUGCAGCUUUAAAGUCCUCUUACAUAAAAUACAAAAUAAUUAGUAAUAAUAGUAAUAAUAAUGAUAAACUAUUUUAAUUAUUUAUCUCGUUGAUGCAGUUCUGUCUUCAAAAUAUGAGCCAUUGGGAUAUCUUCAUCAAGUAGAGAGUGGCAUAUGCUUCUAACAGGAUGUUCCCAAUUCUCAAGACAUGGUUUUUUCAAGUCGUCUACAUCACGCAAUGUGCUUGGGUUUAAGAGUAGGUAUAGUAGUGCUCCAACAUAUACCAAUCAUGGCCGGAAAGACUGCAUCUCCCUUCCUAAGUCUAGGGUAUCGAAACGGUUCAGUUCCAAACCCCGUAGAUGGAUGUCCAAGAGAAAAGUACUUAUAAAUCACAUGUACAAAUUCGUUAACCGGGUUUGGAACUGAAUCGUUUCGAUACCUUAGACUUACGAAGGGAGAUGCAGUCAAUCCCGCCCAUGAUUGGUAUAGUGUUGCGGUACUGCUAUACUUACUUUUAAACCCAAGCACAUUGGAUAUGUAGAUUACUUGAAAAAACUCUGUCUUGAGGAUUGAAAACAUCCGGUUAGAAGCAUAUGUCACUCUCUAUUUAAUGGAGAUAUUACAAUUGCUCAGAUUUUGAAGAUAGUGGACUGCAUCAACGAGGUAAGUAAUUGAGAUAGCUAUCAUUAUUAUUAUUACAAAAUAUUUUGUAUUUUAUGUAGGACUUUAAAGUUGUGUUACUUCAAUUCGGGUUCCAUUUUGAAUGAACCAUCACCUUUUGUUUUUUUAUGACGCUACUAUCUUCGUUUGUGGUUCCGAUAUAUAAAUUUCUUAAAGAUUGUUUUUGAAUUUCUAGAGAACUUUGUUAAGGGUAUUUGAUUUUAGAAUUUCAAUCCAUUGUGCGGUUAAUGGAAUCUUUCAAAAAAAUCUCCUAAAAAUUACUUGGAAUCUCAGUUCAUUAAGAUUUUUGGAAUGGCUGGGGAAGGAUUUGAGUGGGAGUGGAAGGAGGAGAUCAAAGGAAGACUCUCUCAAGUUGUUCGCGUAUUAUAGACUUAAAUAGUGGGAUACCUAUACAUCAUUAUAUGAAAUACAAUAUUGAGUGUGUUACUGUGGUCAGGUGCAUAGCCCGGGUCUCGAGAUGGAAAAUAUUUUUCAUUAAUUGUUUGCUUUAUUUAAAAAAUAUUUUUCAUUUCUUAUCGUGACAAAAAUUGUUCAAUGAUAUAUGUAUGUGUGUCUAUAUAUACUUAUGUUGUUUUUAAAUAUCAAUUAGGCAUGGAUACAGAGUUUUCUCGAAAAAACAAAGCCAAGCUUAGGAAAAAACGGGAAAGGAUGGAUGGCAGAUGUGAUGAAUUUCUAGAGAACUUGGAGAAAAAAGUUGUUAAAAUGUGGAAGGAAGGAGCGUAUGAGCCCUUGAGGGCCGUGAUUAAGGGACGAGACUGGGGUUUCCCUAUGUAUGAGAAGAUUGGAAGGCGUGUGUUGCAAUUGCUUACGGAAGCAGCAUAUGUACAGCCUCCUCCCCGACCUGCUUUUGCACUCGACAUUAAGUCAUUGCGCUACCCAUAUAAUAACUUUGUAGACUUUGACAGUCUCUUAGCACAAUAGAGGGAAACGUUGAACUUCAACUGGGUGGACCAGUGACCCUCUUCUAUCAACUAGCAACUGACAAAUGGCUUAUGGGAAACGACUGUCGUGUCUGUUUGUACUCAUUUGUCUAUGAACGUGCACUCCACCUUUUAAAUUAUUGACUCGGGUUGCUGCAGGGCAAGCCGCUAGUUUGGAUCGUACGCUAUCGGCUUUUGCCGAGGAGCGUGACUGGUUUCCGGCCAUCCGUUUUAAGUUCAGCAUAGAGAAUCCGGAAGGGAAGGCGACAAAGGAGGCAUAUGAAGUUUCUGCUUCGGACCGGCAAUUUCGUGGUGUUUGGAUGGAAGAACCGAGGAGACGUAGCAGUGCACAGAGCGACAAAGGGCUGAACAAGGGAGAAUACAGAUUGGCGGUUCGUCCACCUCCUGAACCGCGGCCUUGGACUGAUUGAGAAGUCAGGGUUUGGAAGAUGAUUUUUCAAGAGAACAGUCAGAAAGAAGUUUGGAAUAUUUGGAGUAAGGAGUAUUUGUUAUUGCCGCAUCGGCGCAGACAGGGGUCAUGGGUGGGACGUGAUGGGAUGCCAAAGAAGCAGCCUCGUCGCCAUCAAGCAGGCCUUCUCACGACACCGGAGGUGGCGUGGUGAUGCACUAUGCUUCACAGCGGGGGAUCGUAGCCCGGGUCUGCCACUGCCGGGGAUGGUGGAGAGGCCACAACAACCAAUUGGGUUUCCCACGGCCAUAGCAGGAUUUUGGUUUAAUUGCCGAAAAGGUGAAACCUUGUCCAAUUCUGUCUUUAAGAGGUGGGGUUGUCCAUGUGGCCCCAAAGGGUAUGCAUCUAUGGCUGCUGCGAAGCAGGUGCCUAGUUCUUCACACGAGGCUGACGGAGAAGAACAGGAUGACGGGGAUGAAGAUAUUGGAAACGAGCCGAAGAAGAAGACCAAUGUUGUUCCGGAGCACCUGGAAACGCUCUUCGCAGGUUGGGUUGAGCCUCUGCGGGUGGCCAUAGCCAAGGAGCAAGAGCUGUGCCUGCAGGGCGAGAAGAAGGCCUCAUAUGCCAGGUAUCUGGUCCAGUUGGAUGCCAAAACUAUUGCAGAGAUUACGCUCCGUGAGUUGAAGGUUGGGGUGAUUGUGGCACGUAGUCGCCCUUGUAGAUCAGUGCACCUUUAUUCCCUUGCUACCUCUAUCGGAUUUAACAUAGAGAUGGAGGCAAGGAUACAUAGUUUUCUCGAAAAAACCAAAGCCAAGCUUAGGAAAAAACGAGAAAGGAUGGAUGGCAGAUGUGAUGAAGCUGAAGAGGAGCUGAAGAAAUUGGAGAAAGAAGUUGUUAAAAUGUGGAAGGGAGGAGAGUAUGAGCCCUUGAGGGUCGUGAUUAAGGGACGAGACUGGGGUUUCCCUAUGUAUGAGAAGAUUGGAAGGCGUGUGUUGCAAUUGCUUACGGAAGCAGCAUAUGUACAGCCUCCUCCCCGACCUGCUUUUGCACUCGACAUUAAGUCAUUGCGCUACCCAUAUAAUAAUUUUGUAGAGUUUGACAGUCUCUUAGCACAAUAGAGGGAAACGUUGAACUUCAACUAGGUGGACCAGUGACCCUCUUCUAUCAACUAGCAACUGACAAAUGGCUAUGGGAAACGACUGUCAUGUCUCUUUGUACUCAUUUGUCUAUGAACGCGCACUCCACCUUUUAAAUUAUUGACUCGGUAGAAUUUUCUGUGAACCCUUAUUUAACUCUAGAUAUUUGCAAAUGUGUAAUGCUCAUGGAUUAUUAUUGAAAUGAAAAUUUGUUGUGGUACUCCGUAAUAUUUCUCG
This is a messenger RNA of Cuscuta epithymum, 5379 nucleotides long. The record is from the annotation of a GenBank genome assembly. NCBI's taxonomy places the organism in Eukaryota, Viridiplantae, Streptophyta, Magnoliopsida, Solanales, Convolvulaceae.